AUGUGGGUGCAUCGGUCUUCAGCUGAAUCUGCAAAAGACGAUGUUCAUGCGGAACAGAUGGAUCUGGGAUGCCCCAUUCACGCUCAACGGAACGAACAUAUCCGAAUGCACCAGCUAUGUUUAUCUGUGUCGGGAAUUGAACAUGAUGAACGACCUGACCCCCGAGCUGGGCAGGAGGAGAAGAGCGGCUUGGGGAGCGUACAAGAGCAUCGAGGAUGUAAUGAAGAAGACCAGGAACACCCGGCACGAAGUCCUUCAAAGAAAAAUAUGAUGCUCUUCGUGUCCCACGCGAAAGGAGGAACCACUGGGCUACUCUGGCACACGAUCGGCGCAAAUGGAAGAAUUGCUGGCGCCCGCUCGACAAGUUCGAAGAUCAACGGGAGUCAAGGUGAUCAAGGUGAUCAAGUUUGA
Necator americanus (New World hookworm) is the source of this 411-nucleotide messenger RNA. RefSeq lists its product as uncharacterized. The record is from RefSeq and is a predicted model, not a curated record. The transcript has a single exon. The coding region runs from base 1 to 411 and encodes 136 amino acids. Lineage: Eukaryota; Metazoa; Nematoda; Chromadorea; Rhabditida; Ancylostomatidae.